AUGAAAACAUCAGCUGUCGACGCGAAUAUUAGAUCCCUCAAUCGGACAUGGCUCUGUAAGGUUACGCAGGUCCUGAUCGACCAUUACCAAACCACACUUCAAGAGAAGCUGACCACCAUUCCUACCAAGUCUUUAUCAUCACCUGCCGUCGACCGCAUCGUUUCUCAUGCCCUGUCCUGGCCCCUUCGCUCCUAUGGGAAACGUCUCACUCAAGCUGUAAUCUCUAAAUUCUACCAAACAAUCAACGAAACAAAAACCAGAGUAACCAUAUCUCUACCAACUGAAAUGGACACUACACCUGCACCAUCUAGAGCCACCACGCUGACGAACCAAACCUCUAAACAAGCCCGAAGUUCACCUACUCCUAGUCCAGCAGACAUAGGUAAACGCUCUCGUAGAGAGGGCACACCCCUUCUCUUUUCACUUUCAGACUCGUCUUCCCCUUCCACACCAUCUGAAUCUUCACCACGUGAUCCAGGAUCCGCCAACCUUUCUUCCUUCUGUGCGUUUUUGGACCAGCAAACCACCCCUCAGUCUCCAUCCAAGUCGAGACGUGUAUCCAGACCUUCCCCUCCUCGAACCAGAUCCCAGUCCGUUCCCAAUGCUACAAUUCUAACAACUACCAAACCAGUACCAAUCACACCGUCGACGACCAUUAUAUCCGCUACCAAACCGUAUUAUCACCAAACCAAGGACAAAUCAUUAUGGAAACUACCUGCUCUAAAGAAAUCCACCUUAAUAAUUGGAUCAUCUAACCUGAAUCGAAUUACCAAAACCAGUUCAGACACCGAAAUACAUUCUUACCCCGGUGCCCAAAUCCAUCACAUAGUCUAUCCUGGAAUCAUAUGA
Molecule: messenger RNA, 849 nt
Organism: Lottia gigantea (owl limpet)
Lineage: Eukaryota; Metazoa; Mollusca; Gastropoda; Lottiidae
Exons: 1
Coding region: 1-849 (282 amino acids)
Source: RefSeq, a predicted model, not a curated record